Messenger RNA from Heterocephalus glaber (naked mole-rat), 4935 nucleotides. NCBI's taxonomy places the organism in Eukaryota, Metazoa, Chordata, Mammalia, Rodentia, Bathyergidae. The record is from RefSeq and is a predicted model, not a curated record.
UGGUUGUCUCCCCUGGGUGCUUCCUGGACCGUGUGGGCCCUGAACCUGGGACGCCCCGCCCGCAGGGCUUUUGGGGAGCUCGGAUUUUCAGACUCCCCGAGCGCAGUAGAGGAGGCUUUCGUCCUGGGGAAAAACCUGCGUGAAAUGGAGCUGUCAUCCUUUGGCUCUACAACGUCUAGAAUGGCGGUAAAAGCACAUCAGCCCGCGCGGAACGCUCGCGCGCCUCAGGGUGUGCAGGAGAGGUCAGCUGAGGAGCACCAGGACCCUCUUAGCGCUGCCACCGCUUGUUUUUAAAGUUUGAGGCCCACCCUUCCUGGCACUCAGCUCUGUCUUGUCAGUCACCGGCUUUACAGUGUUCAUCUCAGCCGGGCACAGGCCUAUAAUCCCUGCAUUCUGGGAGGCUGAGGCAGGAGGACCGAACAGGGCAACUUAAUUAGGAGACCCUGCCUCUGAAUGAAUAGGUGAAUGAAUGGGAUGUAGCUUCGAUGUGAAGGCCCUGGGCCAGUCCUCAGCAUUAGGUGGAAGAAAGUGUACGCAGAGUAAGUUUCGGUGUGUCAUAGAGUUCACAUUUUUAGAUAACUGUGCAGCUGUGGCCACAGCCUUGGUGUAGGACAUUUCCCUGGCCCCAGAGACCCUCCUGCUUGACUGCAGUCCCCCGCCCCCAGGCCACAUUCAUCUGCAUGGCCACCCCUGGGCUCUGGGAGGUGGCAGGAGGCAGCUUCCGGCAGGGCAGAGAGGAUGGAAGAGGGGCGCGGAGCUGAGUGCCCGCUGUGCCCUGCCCUCCCCACCCCGCCCCCCCCUCCCUGGAGGCAGCUGAGGCGAUGAAUUUGCUGCCCUCCUUCCUCAGGGCUGGGUGCCAGCGGCCCUGACUCCAUCCACUCGAACACGGGGCCACUGUUGAUUCCCUGGCACACACACAUCAGCAGCACCACCCUGGGCAGCCCGCUGGGCCCUCCCCUCUCCUCAGCAGCAUGCUUCACGAUCGUCCAUACUGAGGUCGAUAGGUCUCAGCACAGGUGUAGGCGGAUUAGGGGCACUGGUGUCCCACUGUGUGCAGACGCCACAGCCGGUCCCUGUCAUCCAUGGGACGUUCAGGGUCCCUUGAACGGCACUCAGCAGCGGCCAACCCUGGUGUGUUUCUGUCCACUCAACCAUGGGCCUGGGUGGGCCAGCAGGUCUCAGGCCAUUCAGGGUCACUUUCCUCUCUUGGAGAAUAUGGGGAUGGAACAGGUUUUGUCUGUGUGGACUCUGUCAGCACCUGCUGUGUUGCGCAUCAGCCUGCGGGGUUUGGAUCUUGGUCCCAAAACCUUGCACACUCAGAGGUGGCAGGCGACCAGACCGUGGGCGCUGUGCCUGUCAGUGGGUCAGGGGACUCAGGGCUGGUAGGAGUGGGAGUGGGUGGUCACUGGGGAGCGACCUGGAGGAGUCUCCCUCCGACUCUUCUCUGCUUGCUGGCCUUGUGAGGUGCACAGCUCUCCUCUGCCCAGGCCUUGUCCACCAUACUGUUCAUGUUUGAGCCCCUGCCGAUGGACUGAAACUUCUGCAACUGAACCAAAAUAAGCUUCUCCUUUCAGUUGUGGGUGUCAGGUAUUGUGGUAACUAAGACACAAUUGAAUUUUUGUGUGUGUGUGCUGGUGAUCAAACCUAGGGACUCGUGCAUGCCAGACAAGUGCUGAGCCACUGAGCCAUAUCUCCAGCCCUUUAAAAAAUUUAUUUUGAGAAGGGUCUUGCUAAAUUGCCCAGACUGUCUUUGAACUUCUGAACCUUCUUCCUCAGCCUCCCAGGUAGCUGGGAUUACAGGUGAGUGCCUCUGUGCCCAGCUGCAACUGAAACAAAAAUUUUAAAUUCUUGUCCAUGGACGUAAGUAAUAAUAAAUCUGUGACAUUAACAUAACAUUUAAAAAAGAAAUAAUAAAAACUAUCUCCCAAAGGUAGUAAGAAGAGUGGCACUUUGUAAGGAACAGGAUGAUGUCUCGAUCAACAGACUCAACUCCCCGACCCGCUCCUGUGUUCAGUGCUUUGCAGUGCAGUGCUUUGGUUGCAGCAUGUGGUAAAUCCCAGCACCAACAGGUGGUGGUCAGCAUUCUUGUCUUCUCAGCUCUGACCAGUAUCACCUGUCAAGCUCAGCUUAUGGCAUUCUUGGGCUUCUAUAGGCAUCUGAAGGCUUCUAAACCACGUGGUUGGGCAGUCAUAAUAAUGACCCCACUCCUGGUACCAAUAUCUGUAAUUGGUGACAGAUGGAAUAAUUUAUUCUGAGGGCCUGGUUAAACAUCCACAGGAUGACCUGCUGUAGCUGUUUAAAGUCAUGUUUUUGCAAAUAGCUUCAUGAUGUAGGUAAAUUUUAUCUGUUACAGAAAGUGGGCAAUGAGCCCAUAUACUGAAUGUAAUUUCAGGUACUUUUUGUAGUGCAUGCGUGUGCUUGUGUGACAUGUGUGUACUGUGCGUGUGUGUCCAGGCCUUGGGUCUAGGCUCGUCUACGCAUGCUGUUCACCAUCGUCUAUGGAGAGAAACGGCGUUGUGGGGGGACCUUCCCUCGCAGGGGCUCCCAGGCUUCCAAGGAGAGGGCACUCAGAGGACUAAGGAUCGGACACCGGGCACCCUGGGAGGCCUGAGGGGUCCCAAGUGAACACGCUGUGGUGGCCCCUGUGACUCCAGCCACCCGUGGGACACGGUGAUCAAGGCUGCCAUGAGGAAGUACCCGAACCCCAUGAACCCCAGCGUGGUGGGUGUGGAUGUCCUGGAGCGCGCUGUGGAUGGCCGAGGGCGGCUGCACAGCCUGCGCCUGCUAAGCACCGAGUGGGGGCUGCCGGGCCUGGUCACCGCGAUUUUGGGAACCAGUAGGACCCUGACCUACAUCAAAGAGCACUCUGUGGUAGACCCAGCCGAGAAGAAAAUGGAGCUUUUCUCCACCAAUGUCACAUUGCGGAACCUGGUGUCGGUAAAUGAGAGGCUGGUGUACGCCCCGCACCCAGAGCACCCCGGGAAGACGGUGCUCACGCAGGAGGCUGUCAUCUCCGUGGAGGGCACAGGCCUGGGCCGCUACCUGGAGAGCCUGAUGGCCAGCACCAUAUCGUCCAACGCCAGGAAGCUCCUCACCAACGGAGGCAGAGGAGGAAGGAGGCGAGCAGCAAGAAGGCAGGCACAGAAAGGGGUCGGUGAGGACGCCCCUGCGCUGCCUGUGUGGGAGAGGAGCCUGCGGCUCUGCCUGCACUGCCCAGGAACGAGGGAGGCGCUUCGCAUCCCGCCCUGAGCUGCCCUGAGCUCUGUGCCUGUGCCGGAGGGGCUGCGGGUGCCUUCGCCUGCGCCCCCAGGCCUCCUGCCGCCCUGUGGUCCUGCUGAGGACUCGACCUCAGGACUCCGCUGUCCCAAGGCCCGGGGCUGCUCCUGUCCCAUCACCAUUUCCCUGGCACUCAGGCAUGGCUGAGAAGGGGCCCGAGUGAGAGGACCCUGUCGUGCUCCAUCAGGGUCGACUGAGCAGGGUGGGCCCGGAGCCCCAGGCCCUUGCCGGGCGGCACAAGGUGGCCCGGGUGCUCUGGGGAAGGGGCCUCUGUCAGUCACUGGCCACUCAAACCCUGACAGCCAAGGCAGGGUGAGAAUGAGCACUGCUUGCUGUGCUUUCUGUUGCAAAUUGACAUUCUGUCUUGAGGUGGUCACUGAGGAAGCAGAAAUAUAUAUAUGUAUGUAUGUCUAUAGCAUUUUUCAGUGCUGGAGACUAAACCCAGGGCCUUUGUAUUGAGCCAUGUCCUCAGCCCUUGUUAAUUUUUUUUGAGAUAGGGUCUCAUUAAGUCACUAAGUUUUGGAGACUGGGCUUGAAUGUGGGAUCCUCCUGCCUCAGCCUCCCAGAGUGCUUCAAUUACAGGCUUGUGCUACCAUGCCUGGUAAUGUUUGGCUGUAAUGUUGGUUGGAAGUGGAUCUAGCAUUUAUUUUUACAACCAUGUCUAUUUUAAAGUCAUAAGCACAGAAGUAAAUGUGUGAGAAAAUACUAGGGAAGAAGGCUAACCUCGAUUUCUGAUUUGAAAAAGGAGUCAGAAGUCAGGUUUAAUCAUCCAUUGCUGUUCUGUGAUCUUUAAACACUGCUCUUCCAUCACCAUUCACAAGGUCCCGGGACAAAGCAUCCUGAAGGGCAGCCCAGGCCCUGAGAUGCUCCGGGGCAAGUGAAAACUGAGGCGCAGCACCGGCUGGGAGUGCUGUUCUAACGGGGCUGCAGCCAGGAGCAGGCCCGAGUGCAGCCUCAGGGCCGGGGCUGUUCCUGGCUGGUCCAGGCCUGGGAACGGCCCUUGGCUGUGCUGGACGGGUCUUCUGCUGGGCUCCCCAGGCCAGAGCUGUGGCGAAGCUGAGCCCCUGCCGCCCUCAGAGUGUCAGGCUGCAGGCUCAGGAGCCCAGCUUGGAGCGACCGGCCAGCAGUUGUGAUGCAGCCGCGGCUAAGACCACACAGGUGUGCCAGGGCCGACUUUCGCCUUCCCAGAGCGUUUGAUCUGCCAGGGCACGGGCCACACACGGUAGGUCGGGUUCAGGAUAGGGACUUUAACUGCACGCGUAACAAGUAACACACAGUACCUACUGGUGUUAGAGUGGGAACGAACUUGCAGAGGGAUGUUCUUUCUUAAUGCCUAAGCUUCACCAGCCUAGUUUCCUGGGAGAAAUGAGCUGGAAAAGACGAAUCCUUAUAACAUGGUGUCACCUGCCCCGGCUGCAUUUGAGGCGUGGGUGCCCCCUAGGGUCCCAGGGACAAGGAGACCCCCGCAGGCUGUAGUCCCCUCUGUGACAGCUGUGCCUGCUCAGCCUGUCCAGCCGGGGGUGGGGGGUGUGGGGAGGUGUUCAAGGCCGCCUCCCAGCCACCUCCAAGCCCUUGUCUGGUCUCAGCGCUGUGUACAUAGUUGUACUGUCAUUUAGGAAAUAAUAAAAGUCUGUGUGUGCUCAGCACAGACGUAAUUAU